AGCGAACCAAUUUAGGGUAUACACUUUGGGGAGGCGAUCAAUUUUUUUUCAUAGAAUCAAUUUUUCUGAGUAUUCAGGAAUAUUUAGCUUGCUUUGCCUAGAAUAUUUUUAAAGUGAAAGAAUUUUCAAAUAUGCGACAUCGCAACUCCUUAAACUUUUUGAAUUAGAUCAGUUUCCAAAAAAUUAGACAUACGGCUGCGACUGAUCGUUUAUUCCUCAUAUAAAAAAUUAAGUAUCUUCGCUAAAGAUUUUAUGAUGAGUAAAACUUGGCUAGAUUCCCUUUCUUAGCAUACAACCAAAAUCAAAAUUAUUUUUAAUGAUAAUCACAGAAAAGAGCCCGUGAAUCCGUAGGAUAAGCAUUACUUGUGUUUAAAUAUGUCUAACUAUUGCAUAACAUGCGACUUCCUGACGGAAAGAUUUACUAGUGAGUUACUAUUUAAACACUACACGACAAAGAAUAUAAAGGAUUCCACUAAGAUCGAUUAUUUCGUAGGAAAUCAUUUAAGACGGCGUUUUUUUAAUUCUAUAUCAAUGAGAUUCAGAAUAUAUAAGGCACAGUUUUAGUACAAACUUCAAUUCUAAUGUUUUUUUUGGUUAAUCAUCCUUUGUUGUUUACUGAAUGUCUUAUAACAGAUUAAAAAUUCUUCUAAACAUUAAAGUUGAUUGAAUAUGCUACACAAUCGUCAAUAUUGACAUUUGUAGUUAUAAACAUGCGUUUUCUCGAAUUUCUAACAAAUGUUUUAUUUAAUUGAAAUCAGGAUUUUCAACGAGAUUUUUAUAUGAGUUCUGUGCUUCUCCAAAACAUCUACACGAACACGUAAAAGAAACAAAACAAGAAAACAGAUGAUUUCUGGACUUGUUCUCGGUUGUGACUUCUAAAAGAGCUUUCUAGUGUUCUGUAUUAAAAUACGUAACUUAUUUUGUUUUAAUUGAUGUUAAUUUCUUAUUUAUGCUUUAGGACUUUCGUAUCGUGGUUGGGCACUACGACAUGUUACAGAAGGUUUUAAAACACUGAAUUUCAUUCUAGAACGGUUUUUAUAUGCUAUGGAAUCUCAAUCAGUUGGUAAUGAUUCGCCCAUUUGUUGA
Molecule: messenger RNA, 1086 nt
Organism: Adineta steineri
Lineage: Eukaryota; Metazoa; Rotifera; Eurotatoria; Adinetida; Adinetidae
Source: the annotation of a GenBank genome assembly